Molecule: messenger RNA, 813 nt
Organism: Penicillium robsamsonii
Lineage: Eukaryota; Fungi; Ascomycota; Eurotiomycetes; Eurotiales; Aspergillaceae
Product: putative C6 transcription factor
Exons: 1
Coding region: 1-813 (270 amino acids)
Cellular component (GO): nucleus
Source: RefSeq, a predicted model, not a curated record
AUGAACGAAGCAACCUUCCUCGCCAUGACCCGCACCGAAGGUUUCACAGUAUCAAUCUCAAUCGACCGCACUUCAUCUCUCCUAGCACAGAUGGUCCUCCUAAAUCGAAUCCUCUCAGAAAUCAACGAUUUCAACACCAAAGCCGCCACAACAACCCUCGGCGAAGAAUACAUCAUGACAACCAUCUCAACUCUCUCCGCAGACCUCUCCACCUGGCUCAGAAACCUACCCGCACACAUGCACGACACACCCUCCAACCUUCAAGCCUACGCAUCCCAGGGCCAAGGCCACCUCUUCGUAACCCUCUAUCUAGGCUACUACAACUACGGCCAAAUGCUGUUCUACCGCUUCCUGCACGAAGACAUCGGAGGCUACACACCACACACGCACUUCUACGCACAGCAAUGCAAAGAGCACGCCGUUCAGCUCUGCGAGAUGAUCUACCGGUCCGAGGAAGUGCCCGGGUGCGCCGUGCUGUACAAUAUGGUCGGACAUGUACUUGUUAUUGCAUCGACUGUGCAGAUCCAUACGUUGCUUUUCGGUGAUGAGGAGAGUGCUGUGAGAGCGAGGGCGAGACUCGAAAGGAAUUUUGUUAUUCUGACUAAACUGCGUGCGCUGUGGCCUACACUUGAUGUUUGUAUGGAGCGGUUACAGGCUUUUCAUCGGGCUUGUAGGAGCUCGGUUGAUACUAGUUUUUGUAUGGAUGAGUGGAUGGUGAGGUUUUUGGUUGAGUUUGCUAAUCCGGUAAGUGAUAAGGAUGGGGGUGCGGGUGUGGAGGUGCCUUGGGCUUUGGAGGAUAUUGGGAUUUGUUAG